Sardina pilchardus (European sardine) is the source of this 1425-nucleotide messenger RNA. RefSeq names its product crystallin, beta B1, like 2 (gene crybb1l2). The record is from RefSeq and is a predicted model, not a curated record. The coding region runs from base 62 to 730 and encodes 222 amino acids. The transcript is spliced from 6 exons. NCBI's taxonomy places the organism in Eukaryota, Metazoa, Chordata, Actinopteri, Clupeiformes, Clupeidae. Gene Ontology annotation, molecular function: structural constituent of eye lens. Gene Ontology annotation, biological process: visual perception; lens development in camera-type eye.
ACACACAGUCACUCAGACUCGAGAGAGCACCUACUCCCCUACACACAGCCACAGAGUCAUCAUGUCUUCCAGCGGAGAGAAGUCCAAGGCUGCCUCCCAGACCGACGGGAAGGCCGCCCAGGGCAGGGGUCAGAGGCCAGAGCAGGGCAUGAUGUCCUACAAGAUGUGCGUGUUCGACCAGGAGAACUUCCAGGGCCGCUGUAUCGAGAUCACCAACGAGUGUAUGAACGUGUGUGACAUGGGCAUGGACAGAGUGCGCUCCCUGCGUGUGGACUGUGGCCCUUUCGUGGGCUACGAGCAGAUGAACUUCUGCGGUGAGAUGUACAUCCUGGAGAAGGGCGAGUACCCCCGCUGGGACUCCUGGAGCAACUGCCAGAAGAACGACUACCUGCUCUCCUUCAGACCUGUCAGAAUGGACCCCGAGAAGCACAAGAUCUGUCUGUACGAGGUUGGAGAGUUCAAGGGUCGCAAGAUGGAGAUCAUCGACGAUGAUGUCCCCAGCCUGUUCUCUUAUGGCUUCACCGACAGAGUGGGCAGCAUCAUGGUCAGCUGUGGAACCUGGGUGGGCUACCAGUUUCCUGGUUACCGUGGCAGCCAGUACCUGCUGGAGAAGGGCGAGUUCAGACACUUCAACGAGUACGGCGCCCGCUGCCCCCAGUUCCAGUCCGUGCGCCGCAUCCGCGACAUGCAGUGGCACCAGGAGGGCUGCUACACCAUGGCCAGCAAGUGAGGGAUCCGGAGGGCGAGAAAGAGAGGGAGCGCGGGUGAGGGAAAGGGAAGAGAGGGGGGAGGAGGAGGAGAAAGAGGAGGAUGCGGUGAAACGAGUGGACGACGAAGAGUGGCAGGGGGAGGCGGAGGAGGAGGAGGAGAAGAAGGAGGAAGGGCCAAGAAGGAGAGGAGGACUGGCCCGUAGCCCCUUGGCUAAAGGCGACACCGCCUCUAGUCCGAGGGAACCAGGGAGGCAGCGAUGGAGAAGGGAGGGAGGGCGACAUUAAAACGAGUUCAGCAGUGAGGGUCAGGGACACGAUGGGCUAUAUUGGCACACGCUACGGAGCAAUGUUCCCUAAGAGAACCCAAGAAAACAAGGCCAAUACGGAUGUGUGCGUGAGGAACUGACCAUCUGUGGGAUGGCUGCCUCCUUUGUUCUUCCUACCCUCCAUUCUUCACCUCUCAAGUUCUCCUCUCUUCCCCACCUUUUCACUCUCCCUUUCCUCCCUCUCUUUCUCAUCCUCCUUUAUACACACUUGUCACUAUCGUGAAAAAGUGAAGCAACCAAUGUGAAGAGGCCACUGGCUGUGUGAUUGGCCAGAGGUGAUGACUGGCAGGCAAGGGACAGUUUUGGGGAGGGGGGUGCACCGCCUGUAAACCAAACCCGCUCCCUUUUCAAUCAGUAAUAAUACUAAUAAAAAAAAUCAACACCCAAGA